ACUGUCAUCAUAACAAACCCAAUUUCUAGGUCAACCGUCUCCAUCUCGAUUCCUUCUGCUCGCUCUUGAGCUCAAUCUCUGGUGGGCGUGUGGGUGGGUGUGUUUGGCAUUGGUCCCGCGGUCAGCCAUGUGCGCCUCGUUUUCGGCCCGUGCCCCAUCGUUCGACCAUCCCAACUACUUUUACGACCUCAUGCCCGAUGACGAUAACGAGAGCCCGCCUCAGUCCGUGGCACGGGCCAUCCCUCGGCGAUCCCGUCGAUCCAUCCCGACCCAAAUGCGAUCUCGUUCUACUUCCCCGUACGUUUAUUCUGAAGACGAGGACAGAAUGUCGUUGAAUUGGAGCUCCGAUGGCAGCCAGGAAUGGCUUCCAUCCGCGUCUCUGAGUUCCGGGGGUUCCUCGGGUUCAUCCACCAGGGGUACCCCCAUCCAUCCCGCCCACACACGUCCGAAGAGGGCGGGUUGGGAACAAUUAGACUUGGAAGAUUCGUUGAUCUGGCCUCAAAUCGAGGAGGAAGUCCGCUCGUUUUUGGACAAACUUCGGGGUCCUCGGGUCCCGGGCAAACCAAAGGACUCGAAACGAGUGGCGUCUACGGAGAACGAGCCCACCACUUCGAUCCCAACGGGGCCAAUUCGGCCCAUCCUGUCCAGCAAAGUCCUGGCACUCCAGGACCUAGAACUUCGCGAUGCUCACUUAACGGAUGUGCUUCAGUACCAGAGGCUAUCUUUCCACUUCCCUCGGAUAGAGUUCCCGACCAAAAGCCAAUGUGGUGAGCUCAUGGAAUGGAUCCUGGUCGACCACGACUUCCCGUUGCCUAAAUUGCAUUUCUUUCGGAGAAGCACGUUUCUCAUGGAUCCAACGGAGGUGGAAGAGCGUUUCCUCCGAGAGAACUUCCCGGCUUUCACCACAGAUCCUCUGUCACCUGAAGAGAACAAUGUCCUGAUCAAGCGCUUGAAGUUCGUGUUAAAAUGUUUGGGUUGGUCCAGUCGGGAUGUCAUGCGAAAUCUGACCGAACUGGCCGUGGCCACCAAACGAGAACGCCGGAUGUUGGGGCGCUUUAUUUUGGCAGCCUAUGUGGGCCGGCCAUUGUUGCACUACCGGCCCUUGUCCCAAAUUGUCAAAGCCAUUCUGAUCCUCACCCACACCCACAAAGUGGCGGACAUCCGCCAGCGAGACCUCGCGGCCAUCCAAAGCUCGAUCUCGGCCAAUAAACGGAAAGGCUGGAGUGCCCUUCGGAAACACUUCAACGUGGUCAGACUGGUCAAGGAUAAGCAGAUCAAGGCUGCCAAUUCACGUGAUAUGCUGCAAGAGGAGAUGAAGAUCGUGUUCUUGACAGUCAUGCGACACAUCAACACUACAGACCUGACGAAUAUCGAUCACAAAGACGUACCCAUGCCUCUGUUGGCUGAGGUUACCAACAGAAACUCGUUCAAAAGGGCAACCUUUGCCAAGCUCUUGGGCAGGCUCAAACGCCUGAAAAAUGGCGUCGACGCGCAAUCUCAUUUCCACAACCAAAGAGACAUCCUCCAGGCAGUCAUCGCCCAAGGGGCCACCAAACCCACUGAGAUCGACUGGAGACCGAUUGAAAAUGGCUUCCCCAGUUACACCCGCGGAUGUCUCAUGAGUGUUUUAUACCACUCCAUGAAGCCCGGGGAUGGGCAAACCAUUCGCGAGCAAUGGCUUGCAUCCUAUCAGCGUCGACUUCAACAGACUUACAAGAACAGCCGAUUCUCCGCCACAUACAACAAAGACAUGGAACAACUCAAGGAGGCCUACCAGUGGGCCAAAGAGGCGUUUGAACAAGACGACAAGGCCAAGAUCUCCAUUCCCAAGGAAGAUGGCUCGCUCUAAACUCGCGCUUCAUGCCCUCCUACCUCCUUACCUCCCUACCUUCCUUCCUUUCUAUGAUUCGUUCCUUUGUUGGUUAAUGACCAUCGAGUGGAUCCUUUAUGAAGGGGUGUUCGUGGGAGAAUCAUUCAUUCAUCAUUGCCCGAGUCCUUUUGUGAUCCCCCUUCAGGUAUUUCCCCCAGCCCCUUUCGAUUUAGACCCGACGAGAAUGGUUCGCUCUUGGGUGAGAAUGACGUCAUCGCCAUCUCCAUCCUCUUCAUCUUCCCGUCGCUUGACGUUGUCAACCCGUGUGAGAAAGUCCAUUGCCUCGCAAGAGAUGUCUAUUAAAGUGUUAUAUUGAUUGACUAAGACAAA
Molecule: messenger RNA, 2200 nt
Organism: Tigriopus californicus
Lineage: Eukaryota; Metazoa; Arthropoda; Copepoda; Harpacticoida; Harpacticidae
Exons: 5
Coding region: 128-1849 (573 amino acids)
Source: RefSeq, a predicted model, not a curated record